AUGCCUCCCGCCAAUUCAUCAUCCUUGAAUCCAGACAAGCAUGAUGCCAUACCAUUGGUCAAUAGUGGUAGCCUGGAAGGCUUCAUCAAAUAUAUGCGUAUAUUGGCAUCAAGUUCUGACACUCAGUUUGCCUCUGCCGUGCUUGGUGAGAUCACUCAACAGUGUGAGCAGAUCGACUCUCGAGAUGAAGAAUUGAAGGUGCUUCACAAGGAGAUUCUCAGUAUUGAAGAGACAAAACGAACUACCAUCAACGAUAUGUUCACUACUAACGAGCAAGAAAGAGCAAGACAGAAAGAAUCCGCUACGCAUAUUGAGUCCCUUCAUGCUAUUGUUGGAGAGAGGGAGAGUAAGAUUGCUGAACUAUCGAGGAAUUUGGAGGCUCUGCAGCAGAAAGUGAAAAUUUUGGAAUCGACUUGCUCGCAAGAGGUCGCUAAAGUCUCACAAUCAGCUAAGGACAUCAGCACAUUGCAAGUCAAUUUGAAAGAAAAGGACAAGAUGAUAGACCAAAUGAAGACAGCUGGAUCGAAAUUGAAAUCAUUGUUAUCGUCGGAGCAGAAAAAGACUGAAGACCUGGAAGUUGCCAAUGCCUCCAUGAACACGGACUUGCAAACAGUCAGGGCUCAUGUCCAAAACUUGGAAGACUUACCUGUCCAAUCCUCGGACAUUAAUGACAAUUUUGUGACGAUGAAAUUCACAAGCCUUUGGACCUCUGCUAUAGACAACUUGUCUCCACUGUUAGAGCAAGAUAUUACGGAAGAUGUUUUACAGAAUGAAAAGGAGAAGUCCGUAUGGGAGAAGCUCAAGAAGGCAGAUACAAUUACUCUACCACCAAGCUUUCCUCUGAUUCCGUCGAAUUCCUCAGCCGCCAAAGCGAUACGACUCGCAGUGAUCUUGACUGUUCUGUUCAGAGAGAUCGACCAGCACAUAUUUCGACCCAGCUACUUUCUAUCAGAGGCCAACAAUCUUCGUGGAGCUCUCGCACAUCUUGCAGGCAGUAAUGGUGAGAGAGAAGCGUUUUGCCGUCGCGUACUCCUCUCCAUCGACCCGAAUGCCGAACAAGACGCUCUCAAACAUAAGAUCCGAGCGAUUGUCCAGAAAAUGUCCGUGUAUGCGGGGGGCCUCUUUUCCGAGGCGCAGCACGAUAGUUUUUGCACGAAAAUCAAGACAAUAGCUCAAAAUGCGGCCGAGGUUUGGCUCCCGGUCCAGCGGUCGCGACAGAAGUUUGAGACAGACUACGAACCUUUUGAUCCCGAAGACGAUGAAUGGGAUCGCUUUCCUCCAGCCGGUGAAAAUACAGAACCGGUGACACAGGACCUUCAUGGCCUUUAUGUUCUCAAUGUCUUCCCUUCUCAGGAAUUAUAUGUGGCAGCGCAGCAUGAAGCCGUCCAAACAGUAACCGCUGCCAUCGCCAGAAGGUAUUCCACCCGCACCAGGAGGCAAUCAAUCGCAGGCUCAAAUGGGAAGCCUUUUUUAGACGGAAACACAAGCAAGGUCUGA
This is a messenger RNA of Penicillium pulvis, 1497 nucleotides long. RefSeq lists its product as uncharacterized. The record is from RefSeq and is a predicted model, not a curated record. The coding region runs from base 1 to 1497 and encodes 498 amino acids. The transcript is spliced from 4 exons. NCBI's taxonomy places the organism in Eukaryota, Fungi, Ascomycota, Eurotiomycetes, Eurotiales, Aspergillaceae.